Messenger RNA from Paralichthys olivaceus (Japanese flounder), 3953 nucleotides. RefSeq names its product Bardet-Biedl syndrome 12 (gene bbs12). The record is from RefSeq and is a predicted model, not a curated record. Gene Ontology annotation, molecular function: ATP binding. Gene Ontology annotation, biological process: chaperone-mediated protein complex assembly; photoreceptor cell maintenance. Lineage: Eukaryota; Metazoa; Chordata; Actinopteri; Pleuronectiformes; Paralichthyidae.
AUUAGCCAAUCGCAGAGCGGAAUGGGCGGGUUUAAAAAAAACAGCCAGCCAAUGGGAGAGAUCGCUUCUUUGUCUCCAAGCAACCGGGAAACUCAUGCGCAUGCGCAAGUGCUCUGUGUUUGGAGGCUGAGCAGCGAGCAGCAGGAACAUUUGACUGUAAUAAACCAGAAACCUCCAGUGAUGUUGAGAAGUACGGUUAUAAACCAUCGACAGCAUGUUGGACUGCAGGAGCUCUCAGCGUUGGCGGGAGUCGCACAUUCUUCUUUGGGCCCCAAUAAAAGGUACAAAUUUAUCCACGAUGACACAAGUGAGGAGUCGGCUCUUGUGUGCUCAUGUUUUCGCAUCUUUGAGAACCUGGAGCUGACCUGCGCGGUGGGUCAGCUGGUUUACGAGACUAUUCAAGCCCAACAGAAGGUCUACAACACAGGGUCAGGAUGCCUGCUGUUUCUGGCAGGGGCGUGGAGCCGGGCCGCCCUGGAGUGCGUCCAGAGAGGAAUCUCAGUAUCGCACAUCAUCUCUGGGAUGUCGGACGGGCUUAAUAUAUGUGUAGAUGUCUGCAGGAAAUGUGCCAUCUCAACUGAUGGACUUCAGAUAUUAAAGAAACCCAUUGUAGGGGAUUCACGGGCAUCGCACCACCUGCAGGGGACAAAAUGUGUUGAUCGCAAGACUCUUAACACAAGUGGACACAGGAAAUUAAAGCUCAGCAGACACUUUUGUCAGCCUGAGUCUAAUAAUGUCUCAACGGUACCACAACCUCAUCAGUUCAACAUUGAACACAUUGCUGAGGGAUUGAGUCAUGGUUGUGUCCGUGCAAUGAACUUAGUAGUGGAAGCCAACAAGCUGCAAUCAAAAAAUAAUCACGAUAUCAGCUGUUCCACAUUUGACGUAACCAAAGUGGUGACAUGUGUCGUACCUGGUUUACCAGAGGAGCGUGCGUGUGUUCUACCAGGCUGCAUCGUUCUUCUAUCUGCUGAACAGGCUUCAGUGGCCCAUCAUUUAAAAGAACAGCACUUGAAGGUCGCUCUCAUCAAUGGAGAUUUGUCACACACCUUCCGCCAUCUUGGCUUCAGCAGACCAGCAGGCGUACAGCAUGUGAGUGACCAGUUGGCUCUAAGUUCAGACGAAGAGGAAGAGUGGAUGGUGAAGGUCGUGGCACUUCUGCUGAACCUGGAAGUGAACCUGAUACUCGUGAGUGGGCUUGCGAGUGAGAAAGUGAUUCAACACUGUUGCAGACGUCGUGUGCUUGUUGUGGAAAAAGUGAAGGCUUCCAUAUUGAAGACGUUCGCUGAUGCUACAGGAGGAGUUCCGGUGACCUACGCCACUCAGUUGACGAAGCACUGUGUUGGUACCGGGGUGAAGGUGGAGAUAUGGAGGGACCUCGGCGGUGGCGGCUCUGAGAGGAAGUCCUCGACAGCUGUGAAUAUUUCCACCGGUGGGAACAGCGAGUUGUUCACAGUGAUCCUCACAAGCUGCAUACGUGGCAAGCUGCAGGCCCUGGAGGAUCAGUUCUGGGCCUGUGCUUAUCGUUUACACCACGCGCUGAAAGACAGAGCCGUCUUGCCUGGUGCCGGAGCGACAGAAAUGCUUUGUAUUCAUCACCUUCGGCACCAAGAAGGGACUGCUUACUCUACGCAGGAAUCCAAAGCAGGAGGAGCAGCUGACCUUGACAGGGGUGUAGUGUUGCGCCUCAUGGCAGAUGGUUUAAUUGAUUACAUAUCCACUGUAAUGGUUAACACUGGCAGGGUUUCAAAAGUCAGAGCCAGGACUGUGGUGAGCCAACAACUUCAGGAACGUAACGGACACGUGGACACCGCUGCAAAGUUAUCUCAACUUUUAUUAGAGGUUGAAAAUGACGACAGCACUCUGAAAUCCAACGAAGCACCAGCAAUGGAAGUCUAUGAUAAUCUGAGUGUGAAGCAGGAAGCGUGGAGGAAAGCGUUAGAUCUGGUUUUUCUGGUUUUACAGACGGAUGCGGAGGUCAUCACUGGUGUGGACCAAACAACUGCUGCACAGGAAAAUCUGACGCUGUUAUAAUCUUAAGACAAGACACAGCUUUUUAAUAUUUUUAUUUAUGUAGCCUGCAAUAAAUAUUAAAUUAGUUUUUUCAUAUGACUGGUACAAAGUACAAUUAGAAAAAUCUUUGUCUUUUUGGUUUUUGUCAGGACCAUAUUAAAAAAUAUAAAUGUUAGUGGGGUAUUUUUUUCUGCCACAUGGGGGUGACGUUGUCAUCUAUCUGACUCUUUCACACCAGCACAUUUCAAACUCACCUCCGGGAUGAAACUAGGAUGUAAAAUAAAGAACAGAGUUAUUUAUCUGAUUCACCCUUUAACCUUUAAUCCUAGACACUCGGAAGCCGUGACAAAUGAGUAAAGUGUCAUAACAGCCUUCAUGAUUUUAAUCUAAUCUGUCUUUUUUAUCACACUGUUUGUUUUAUGGCUGCGGCGUACACCUCUCAUGGAAAAUACCCUAAAAGUCAGUUUAUUUUUAUUUCUAACUAAUCCUGACUCACCUGAGUCUACUACAUGUUCUGGUAAACACCUUCACUUCACGCUCACUUCAGUGUGGGAAAACAAAUAAUAUAGGUCCAAAACCACAAUUAAAUUUCCGUCUCCUGGAGCAUGGGAGGAAUUUAGACGUGCCAGUUUGUCUUUUAGUCUCAGUAAACUUCCGAAAUGAUAUUCGUGUCCACAGCUUGGUUUGUAUGGUUCAAUGCUAAACCCGGACUCUACCUCCAUGCCAACGGUGGUGGUUUCAUGACCUGUGUGGGAAUAAUUGACGGGGAAGGAACACCUCCAGACAGAGUGGAUGUUUUUGGUUAAGUCUUUGUAGGUCGGGGAGUUAAUUUUAGUUGUUUGACUUCUGAAUACUUGCCCUCCUACAUCAUCAUUCAAAGGUCACGUAGGAUAAAAAAUGCUGUUUCAUGGAAUUAAUACUUAUUUUACAAUAAUUCCAAAAAACAACUACCUUCUAUUACCUGGAAAAAACUAAAAUAACCAUCGAGAUUCUCAUAAACCACGUUCUCUGUUAUCUUCAAUCUUUUUCCUGUGUGUGUGUGUGUGUGUCAGAGGCGUCAAUAACAGUGAUGUGAAAUCUUCAGAGACGGAGCUUCUUGCUGUCUUGAGUUAAUUAAAAGCGUUGCCAUGGUGUCACAGUAGAGGCAGAGCAGCCUAGACUCAACAGUGUUGAGGCCUUGAGAGGGAGGUGGGAGUAUAACAAAGCAAACACAAAAUUAAGAAGGAAAUUAGUGUCAUGGUGACACAUCCAUGUUUUAAUGUCCGCCCCAAACAACAGACGAAACUUUAGACUUACACAUCACAAGUUUACAAAAAAGAACAGCAGUGCACUGAACGCCAUCGAGGCCGAACUGUUUCCUUAAAUUCAGUCAAACUGCACCAAAUACACAGACUCACAGAAAUCACUCCCCUAAAUAUGCCAGAUUUUUUUUUUUGAAGAUCAAUGAAUUGUUCCCUGGGAAAUCGGAACAAAGUCCUUUAUCGGCCCCUUUGUCCUGGUCUGUGCCAAAAUUGAAUGAAUAAAAUACCUUGUCACUGCACAGAAUGGCUGCAGAGCUCACUGUCACCUUCUGUCGUCAGCAGCGUGGAAACAGAUGCCACAGGAGUUUAUCUUUAGAAAGAAGCACUGACAAACCAUAAAUCUUCUUUCAUUUUCCUCAGACGAGGACAUUUUGCUAUUUAAGUAUACUAGAACUCAUUACAGCUGCUGCUUAGAGUCCUAUAAUGAAAUAAAACAUAACAUUUCCUUCACAAUUUUCAUUUAUCAGGGUGAACAGGCCUCUGGAUCAUGUACUGUUUAAUAAGGGACAAUGAAGACAAACAGGCAGACAAUUCUGAUUAUAUUAUUCAUGCCUGUGUGGAAUGUGACGAGUCAAUGUCAGAACAACUCUAAUUGAAAAGGCCUUGAAUAACACACUCAUGUUCUUUGCUUUGUCUCCU